Hirsutella rhossiliensis is the source of this 1089-nucleotide messenger RNA. RefSeq lists its product as uncharacterized. The coding region runs from base 1 to 1089 and encodes 362 amino acids. The record is from RefSeq and is a predicted model, not a curated record. The transcript has 12 exons. NCBI's taxonomy places the organism in Eukaryota, Fungi, Ascomycota, Sordariomycetes, Hypocreales, Ophiocordycipitaceae.
AUGUCAACGCCCUUCUUGCUAUGCCUCAAGGAUAUGGACCGUCUCGGUGCCUAUCUCAACAACGUCACGAACGAAUUGAUCUGCGGCGAUAAGAGGAUUCCGAUCAUCAAGGCAGACGCACCGCGCAGGUUCAAAUUCACGUUAAAGGAUAACUGCGAUUUCAACUACGAAUUGAUCGUCGAUGUAAUGCAUCUUGACAGCCGAGACGUGGAAGCACUCAAAUUGUGUUGGAUUGACACAUACCUAGGCCCUCCAGAUGUUAUCACGCACGACGCUGCUGAGUCGUUGCUUCAAAUGGCCUUCAAAUCCGUCAAUGAUACCGCCGGACCUGACGGUCUAGUGCCCACACUACUAGUCUUUGAGGUCACAGUUGAGCUAGACAACGGGCCAGCUAAAUUUCGCAGCACGGCUUUACGUGCAGAGAAAAUCACUACCGCCGGACGACCGUUUGAAGCCUCUGAUGACCUCGAAAUCACGAACCUGCUAGGCGCAGGCGUCAUCGUGCCCGAACGAUACGAUAUGAAUAAGCAUGGAAAACACAGGCUAUUCAAGUCACGAAUGGUCCGGGAGGUCAAAGGAUAUGGUGACGACGAGAAGCAGAUCAACGUCACGACCGCAGAGACCAACGCGGAUACCGCACUUCAGGUUAAUGCCUUCGGCGUUGCCGCGCUUCAGACUGAUGAUACGUUAUUGCCAAAGACCCUACGAGAAGGCGAUACCUGUGAUUUCAACGGCAGCCUCAUUGCUCUAGAGAAGGGCUAUCUUCUAGUCAUGCAGAAAGGUCUAGAAGCAGCAAAGGUCUUCGUCUUCACAGACGGAUCAUUCGCCAACAACAAGGACUUAAGCUCUCAGAUCGGAUUCGUUAUAAUCAUUGCAACCGAGACUAACUCGACGAAGUAUUCGUACAGCCUGUACGAGUGCCUAGUGAAGCUUGGCACCACCACGGAGAAACGUCUGAUGAUCGAUAUCAUGGCGUUGAGACAGGCCUACGAACAACGCGAAAUCACCAACAUCCGCUGGAUCAACGGAGCGGAUAACCCGGCCGAUGCAAUGACGAAGCUAUCUCCAAACGGGGCCUUGAUUCGUUAA